GCUUGCGCUUGCGUAACGUAAGACGUCGUGUAGAUCUCUACGCAUCAUUUCCGGCCAGCGGCACGAUUCGAUUGCACGUGUUUCGGGAAAGAGAUGGUAAAGGAAUGGUCGAGAACUCAAACGUAUUUAUGAUUAAUAAGCUAAGUUUGAGCCAUUUGAGCUAGUUCUCAUUGCUGAAGUGAACUCAUCAUUAUCAUAUCACAGCUCAUUCUAUCUGAGAUACAUGUACAUGCUGCGGUUCCUUCACAGUCAUGCCGGAUAUAAUCUCCCGCCAGUCAGCAAGGGUAACAGUGGUAUCGUUGCUUGUUUGUUGCUGCAUUCCCUUUGCCUUUCUUGACCUCAACUCUGGCUCUGGUGCAAGGCUCCCUCACAGGGUCAGGUUACAGAGACGCUAUCCCACUGAGAAAAAGGUCAUCGGCCCUAAUUAUAUCCAACAUGAGCUGCCUGCCAUGCCCAUUGAUUUGAAGGCUCGCUACGAUAAGAGACGACUCCUAGGAAGGCAUAGACUUCAAGCCCGCACAUCCGCCAUUGAGAGAUUUAGACGUGAUGUCCAGUCAUCAGUAGAUACUAAAGACUAUGUCCCUCUAAUGACCAGUGAAGAACAUCAGCUUGACCUUCAGUGUGGAUCGUGCUCUUUUGUAGCAAACUCAGGCCUAAUGAGACAGAGUUCAUUAGGGAAGGAGAUAGACCAAGCGGACUGUGUGUUCAGAAUGGAUGAUGCACCUACCGUGGGAUAUGAGAGAGAUGUAGGGAGAAGGACCACCGUCAGGGUUGUCUCAUAUUCCAGCCUCUCUGAUGUGGCUUUCCAAGCAGACACCCUGCUCGCCCUCAAGCCCAGCGCCACCCAUCUCAUCUUCCAUGGGCCGGAGCAUGUUUACUCUAGCAACCAAUUCCAGAAAUACCUGUGGCGUAUCAAGGCAUCCCAGCCUGAUGUGGAGAUGUAUCAUGCUGGACGGGGUCUAGAGGACAGGGCUGACUUUGAGCUUCUCAAACAUACAGGAACCUCAAGGCAUGCAUCCAGCGCAGAGUUCUCUACCGACAUGUACACUUUGAUGGCUAUGAAGGACACGUGUUCAUCUAUCACAGUCUAUGGAAUGCUCCCCAAGAAUUUCUGCAGUGAAAACCCAAGAAACGAUGUAGCAUCUUUAUACUACAAGGACCCCAUGCUCACCGCCUGCUCACUAUUCAGUUACCAUGACAACCUAGAGGUCGGUGGUCAUCCUCUCGGCGCAGAGCAAGACGUCUUCAAAGGCUGGAAGGAAAAUGGAGAGAUCCGAUUUGUACAUCCAAGCUCGGAGUGAUCGGUUUGAGCCAGCUUGGACCAUCUCUUACCCCAUGUUUGUUGUCUCAUGCUAAGUGCAUAGCGGCAGACUGGAUAGCAGAUAGUACAAGCCAACGUUUCAACAAGCAUUCAGAUUGUGACUCAUGUUCACAAAGCAUAGUCACCAAUAAAAAAUGUUGUCACGGCAACCUGACACAUGUCUCCAAAACAUGGUCAGUCAUACUUUGUGUUUUGUGGUUGUAAAUUGGUGCAGAAAGCACACUUGCAAACCAGAACACAAGUGAGCAUAAGGCUCGGCAAGGCAGGUGAGACAGUGACUCACACCCAGAUAGUGUAGUCACAGAAUGUCUUCUUGCCAGGGAUGGCUCGUGUUUCAAAAACACAGUCUCGAUUGAAAGAGUUUUGUGACAGUGGCUCGUGUUCACAUAGCACAGUCAUGUCCAUACUUGCUUUUGUGCAGAAACGUACAUGUAGUAUGAAUAGCCAUGUGACCACAUGGAGAAAGGCUUUUAGCACUCAUGAGAACGUACCAUCAGUAGGAUUUGUGUAGUGCUACACAGGUCAAGCUAUAGAUCAGAAGAAUUUUAUAUUUUUAGACAAAAGGAAUAUUUUUAUGGUUUUAUUUCCACCAAAGAUGACGUUGGUAGAGAUCCGAAGACAAGAAAUUGUUGACUCUCUGCAAGAAGGCUGUUAUUGCCAUUGACAAUAUAUAGUUCUAAGAGCCUUCUUCCAGACAAGGAGUUAAGCAGUUAGUGCUUGUCUGGUAUGUUUGAUAGUGUGGGACCAAGCGUGUUCCUAGUAAAGUACAGUGUAUGGUAAUGUUAGGUUCAAGUGAAGAUGAUUGGUUCAGAGUAAAGUUCACAUACCAAAGGUCAACAGUCACGUCAAGUGGAAUGCUAGACCUUGUCUUAUAAAGAGUUACAAUUGAUUAGGAUUAAUCGUAAGUCUUCCAGUCGAUCGCAAACUUCUCAACUUCUAUGUCUUUAGUACACAGUUGUGAUUGAUAUCAAGUAAGUUGCAAUUGAUUUGAAUCGAUGGGAACUCUUUAUUUAGACGGCACUGGUCUUAUCAAGAUAAGAUAACAUCCCAAAAAGGAAACAACAAAAGAAAUCAGCAUUUUAUACCAGUGAAUUGUGGUAUGGAGAGCCAUACAAAAUGGCUGCCCUCUGCUGGAAGUUGGUCAGUUGUGUACAUAAACAGAUGUAUGUACACCGCUUGAAUCUCCCAAAUCGUUGUACUAUUUCUGCAAUUAUUAACAGUAUCCUGAGUGUGCUUUUCCAGUAAUUAUAAAAACAACUCGUGUAGAUACUUGUGAUUGCUUCUUCUUUUUUUCCCCCUUUUUUUUCCACCAGUGCCAAUUAAUGAUGUGUUUACAGUGACAGUAAUCAUGUGUAGUCUAGAUGAUGUGUCCAAGUGUAGAAGGCACUUAAUUCAAGAACAGCUUCAUUUUGUAAUCCAACUACUUUUAAAGAUUUAACCAUGAAUAUUUUUGAGAAUUCUAGCUUGUAAUUCUCCUUAGAACUGUGUCUAUCCUGUAUCCUUUUUGAAGAAGGAACAACUGCUAUGCAACCUGUACAAAUCAUAUGUUGGACAAUCAUUAAUUUCCAGCGUUUCAUUGCUUGUAUUCCCUGUAUGUAUCUUGAACAGAGCAAGUCUGUUGGAUUCAAUUCUUCCAUAUUGUAGGUUUAUAAGUGCAACAUUGAAGAUGCCAUUUUACUUGUAGUGUUGUAGUGGACAGACAUCAAAUCCUUACACGGAUCUGAUUGAAUCCUUCCCUGUCAAUUAAAAUAAUAUAUUGAAGUAUUCAAUACCUUUCAGUAUAUUAAUAGGAAUACUUGCCAUAUUUUUGCUCAGUAUUAAUCCUGUGAUCUCGUGGCUGGUACAUAGUCACAGGUUAAGAUACUUGUGGGAAGUUUUAAUUGAUCUAAAGAACAAGCUUUCCUCUGGUGAUAAAGAAAAAUACACAUUUGUUUGUUGUGUAGUCAUAUACAUGUCGUGGGAAUAUUGUUUUAGGUGGUACUGAUUAGAUAAUAUAAAGUGUAGUAGAAAAUGUGUGGCAUUUGUUCACGAUGGAAGUACCCUGUGUAAUAUUCAACCACAUUUCCAUUAUUGUUAUCUCAUUACUGUACCCUUCACACUUGCUACACAUGUUGAAUUCACCUGCUCCGUUAUUGGUCAUUAUAUAAUUAGAGUUUUAGCUUCAACUAUCGUUCUAUUAUGUUGUCUAGUAGCUAGCACAAUAUAACCUUGCACAUAUCUUAUACUAUGGCCCGGGUAGCCACUAAAUUCCCACUGCUUUCCUCUCCUCAACAUCAUUAUAUCUGUGACUUCAUGUAAAGAUACAUAAUCACUGUGUAUACCAAAGAGAGCAGUUCAGAAAUAAUAGAUUCCACAAGGGUAUUAUUAUAGUUGUUGCCAUCAAAGCAAUACAAGUUAUGUGUGUAUAAGACACUAAAAAAGAGGUAUUAACGUAUCAAUGUGCUUUCGUAAUCAACGGUGUAUGUUAUUCAACAGAGAUUUAUUGCCUUAAUAAAUAAGAGUUUUAUAUUUUUAUGCUACUUUGAAGUACUCAUGAUGUGAAUGCAUAGACUCAAAGCAGCUGAUUAAGCCAAAGAGGUAUUGCAAGUUUAUGUGACAAAUGUAUAACCACUGUCACAUUUAACAUUAAAAUAACCAGGGCUUAUGAUUAGUCACAGUAUAUAUCUGUGUGAAUGUUGUUUGUCAAAUAUGUCCUAUAUUGAUUUGUUCCAAUUACUGUUAAUGAAUGUCUACAAAUCUAUAACUGUUCACCAAAAUGCCUCCAAUUUGUGUAUUCAUGAGUGUAUGUAGUUCAACAAUGUUCAGUUGUGUGACAUUGUUUAACAAAGACCCUUUCACUGACAAGUCAGUACAGGUUUAUAGUCUUUCUAUUAGAAUAUCACACAGAGACCAAUGCUCAAUCUUUUAAAAAUGUUCUUCAAAAAACUGUACACAAUGCUCCUCCAACAAAAAUAUUGUUUGAAAAUGGGCGGUACAUCGCUGUGCCAUGAAUUCAUGUAUGUUCAUGUUUGUGCGUGGUAAAUGAAAACUUACAACAAAAAGGGGGAAUCGUUGAUGCAUGUCUUCAAUUUUGGAAAUUUGCUUUUACUGAAUUAGAUCUAUGCAUGGCAGAACCUUAUUUCCAAACAUAAUUGAGGUUGUGAAAUAUUAGUACUUGGACAAUGAUAUGAUAAGUAUUCCGUUUAGGUUAUUUCCACAAAUCGUGUGUUUGUAGGAACAGCCAGUGUUUACAUGCGUGGAAACAAUAUGCAGUUUAAUGAGGCAAAUAAUGAAUGUAUUUUGGGAUAAUUGUUCUGUAUAUGGAAGUAGGAAAUACUUCUACCCCCAGGCACAUGUGUAUAAAGGGAGUUAGAUGAAUAUGUCUUCAAAAAGAUUAGAUGUAAGUUGUAUUUUUUUCUAAGAUCUGGAAGGGUUCAAUGUAUUUUUUUCUCUUAAGGUUUUGCCAAAACACCACAUGUAUCAUUAAACAUUGUGUGGGUACAAUAUAUAUAUUAUACAUAUUUUUGAGAGCAUAGUUUGAUUAACUUUCAGUGAGAUAGAUGAGAAAUCAUCCAGAGCUUCCGGUGUGAGAAUAUGUCGGUGAACUUAAAUGUUUAUAUGAUUUGUGCACAGAAUAGUUACGUGUACCUUGGUAUGUAGAUUAAGUGUGCUGUAAAAUUACCUCGUGGGCAAUGGUGUAUUGAUAUUCACUGUAAACUGAAAUGUGUUGCAUCAUUAUUAUAAUGGACUUCUUUUGUUACUAUGUGGUUGUGUUUGUAAUAAACCCUGGUCCUCUUCAUCUGAGCAAUUAUCUCAUUUAGGCUCUGCUAUUUGGUACAUUGUAAAAUUCAAAUGCUCUAAUAUUAUAUACUUAAAUAUAUUGAAAAAUCCACGUAUUAUCCACAUACUUGUUUCUGAGACCAUUUUAGAUGCCUUGAAAUUAUGUGUUUUGAUAUUGUAGUAGAUAUCCUAUGAAAAUGUGGAAGAUACAUUGUGAUCCACAUAUUUUGUUUCCCAGACCAAUUUACAGUAGAUACCUUGAAAACAUAUGUUUCAAUAUAACAGUACCAGUAUAUGUAUCCUAAAAAUAUGUGACCAAGAUAUGAUUUUGUUAUCCACAUAUUUUGACUCCCAGGGACACAGACCAGAUUAGAUACCUUGACAAGUUGAAAUAUGUUUGGUUUGUAUUCAUUAUUCACGCACCAUGUGUCAAAACCUUGUACCAAUAAUGUAUUAUGACAUUACCGGUACAAACAAAUGUUAAUACCCUCAUUAUUCCUCAGUCUUAGAUUCCAUACCAGUACGUUAAAGUGACCUUGUGUUUAUUGACAGAGUUGCAAUGCCAUAUGGUAUAUUUAUCUGUUACCUUAAAAUUAUUAGCUGAUCAACUGCAAUGGUGUCGAAAUCGAGAAGAUAUCACACCAACUCAGGGACAAUCUGUCAAGUGUUUAGUUGAAAUAUGUUAUAAACCUUGUAGAACCAUGAUCACCAUUUACUUUUAAAGUUGUGUAGUAUUCAGUAGAUAAUAACCACAUUAUUUCUCAGUUUCAGAUUCCAUACAUACGUUGAGUGACCUUGUGUUUGUUGACAGGGAGUUGCAAUGUCAUAUCUGUUAUCUAAAGAUUAUAAGCUGAUUAACUGCAAUGGUGUCGAAAUCGAGAAGAUCUCACACCAACUCAGGGACAGUCUUUCAAAUUUCAGAGUUGAAAUACUGGUAUUUUGUAAACCUUGUAGAACCCCCUAUGUUCACCUUUACCUUUAAGUUGUGUAGUAUUGAAUAAGUAACUCAGCUUGGUUUUGUGUGUUUAUACUCAGUUUUACACCCAUUUUGUUUGUACUGAAAUAUUCAUCAGGUGAUGAUAGCUGCGAUUUUUUGCUGGAAUUCUCAAGUGCAUUUCCAUCACAGCAUUGCACAGCAUCGGGUCGAGAUGAUCCACGCUACUCAGGGAUCUUCUUGGAAAUGCUCUUGAUACCUUCUUCCAAUUUGUGUACUCGGUCAGUUGUAUGUAGCUCAAUAUUUGAUUAUUUACUCAGUGCUCAAAAUACCUUUAGGCUGUUUUGUUUUAGUAGUAUUAUUUGCGAGUUUGUCUGGUGCUAAAAAUGUGACCUUCUCCAUUAGAAUCCUAAGGAAAUUCAUUACGUUCAAGUCUGUAUGUCUGAUAAGAGUUACUCAAGGAAACAUUGAAUGGUUCUUUCAGACAGUGUUCUGUACAUAAAGGUUUCCUUUCAUCCUGCUCCCUAUUAGAGUAUUAUUGCUCAAAGGAAACAAAAGAAAGGGCGGUCUUUAUAUACAGGUCAUUGCUCAAGCAUGUUUGAUUCUUUGUUUAAAGGGUACAUUCAUUUUGCCAAAUGUGUAAUAUAUAACUCUCCUUGUGUGUGGAUUUAUUCAAGGGGCCUGUACUUCUAUGUACUGCAUCCUUUCUGAAACAUUGUAGGAAUGGGGCAAUGAGAAAACCAGUGUGUUUAUAGUAGCUGAAUCUUUGGUUAGAACAUUCCUUUAGUAGAGUUUAGACAAAGAGGCUUACAAUGUAGGCUUUAUUAUUGUAUGUUUCAUGUGCAUUAUUAAUAUGUAAAGAAUUUUUUUUUAGAAACGUCAGAUAAAUAUUGCACAGUGUAACAGAUGAAUGAAUCUUAAAUUGUAUUUCAUUGCAAAAAAUAACACAAAUGUACCUCUUUCGAAUCGUCUAUUUUUCUUUAGCCAUUCUAUUAAGGUCUUUUUUGUUGUAAUGGUUUUGUUCGUUUCACUAAGGAAUUUACUUUAUAUGUAAAUUGUUUAUUUAUUUAUUUUUCUUGUUGACAUAAUAUAGUAUUAGUAACAUUAGAUAGAGAAAGUCUUGUUAAAUUAUAGGUGCCAAAGUUGCAAAGAGGCAAAUGACAUGUAGACCAAACAUAGCAUAGAAAUAAUUACUGACAACUAUUGUUGUAAAUAAUUGCAAUUAGUUAUGAUAACAGUACAUGACCAGACUGAAGAGUGCUGUUUUGUGGGUCAUUUCACACUGCAGCAUUUCUUCAUAAAAUGGGGGUUGUACACCGCACCCAUGUUGUAAUAUAUAUGUGUGUAUAUUUUGCUUAGACGUAGUCACAGGAGCUGUGCUCUGUGUUAUAUUCAUAAAAGUGAGGCUAGUGUACAUACUCAGUUGUGUUUGCUAGAAAGAAAGACACUUUUACAAAGGUGAAAAUCUGGGUGGCAGGUUACCGUAGCUACAAUGAGCUACCAUUGUUGGCUCUCUAUACUCCACCCCAGUUACCAUGGAUAUUUUGAUUUAGUUUCCUUUCUUCAAUUGCACUUCAUUUAAGCUGAAGCAUGGUACCUAAAGUGGUAAUGGGAACUUAUUCUGUGAUUGCAAAUUGGGCAAUAUCAGCCAUUUUUGAUUUGCUGAUGAAACAUCUUAUUUGGAAUGAUUAACACCACCCAGGUUUUCACUUUCAAUGAAAAGAUUUUGCUUUGUUAGUGUUUGUAAUUUGUGUAAAUAUGAUUUGGUUGAGAAAUAUUCAUUGGUGAAGGACGGACAGGUUGGGUGAUUUUUUAUCACUCGAUUUACAUUAUUACAACAUUAUUAUGAAAGGUUAUAGUCCUGUAUUUACAUCAGUGUACAAUACGUGUUAACACCCAUAGUAAUUGUACAGUGUUAAAUGAAAAACUUUCAUACAUUUUAUGCAAGCAUUUUGCAAAGUUUUAAAAAGAUGUGAAACAAAUAUAGUACCUGCCAUUUUGUUGUGAAACAAUUAUCAGCCUGCAUUCACAAAUCUUUGCCAUGAAUAAUACGCACCACUUCAUUAAAAUGCCAUGUAGGUACUGUACAUGCACUUGAAAUGAUCAAAUACAUGUGCAUUCAUGCCGUUUCUUAAUGGUAUGUACAUAAGGAGAAAUCAACAUUUAUUAGCCGCAACGUAACUAAAUUCUCAUUUCCUCCAUGCCAAUAUACAUGUAUAUACAUCCUAUGCACCAUUUUCACAAACUUCCUUCCUCGUGCUCUGCCUUACCCUGAAUUAUACAUGUUGUGAUUACGGAGCAUUAUUGUGCUCAUCUGUACUUCAAGCUUCGUGUUUUCUCACAUCCCUCUCUCUCUAUUUCCCCCAUAUGUCUGAAUUAUAGUUGUUCCUAUUUUAAUUAUUUUAAUUGAAUAUCUUCAAAUUAUUUCUUAUGGAUCUCCUGCCAUGUACCUGUACCUGCAUAUUGUACUUAUAUUGCAGUCCUUUCUCUCUCUCUCUCUCUUCUCUUAUCUCUCUUCUCUUAUCUCUCUUUCUCUUGUCUCUCUUUCUGUCUUUCUUUCCCCCACUCUCCACUAAAUCACACCCUCCAUACAUGUCUUCUUUAAUUUCUCCUUUUCCCCUUUGAGAAGUUUUCUGCAGACCUUCUAGUGAAGUUUUUAAAUUGUAAUCAACAAUAGUACCCCUCUAAUUUGAAAAUAGUGCAACAACUAUACAUUCAUACAUGUAUUCUUUAGGUGUUGAGAUAUGUAUGCACUUAAUCUGUUGUCAAAAUAUGAUAUGGAACAAACAUGUUUAGCUUAUUUUGCAGCUUUGAUAUUCUGAGCUAAUUAUGCUUAUCACAAGCACUGAAAUCAAUAAAUAGUUUUGAAAGUGAAAA
Strongylocentrotus purpuratus (purple sea urchin) is the source of this 8891-nucleotide messenger RNA. Its product is annotated as alpha-N-acetyl-neuraminyl-2,3-beta-galactosyl-1,3-N-acetyl-galactosaminide alpha-2,6-sialyltransferase. Bases 252 to 1301 code for a protein of 349 amino acids. The record is from RefSeq and is a predicted model, not a curated record. Gene Ontology annotation, molecular function: alpha-N-acetylgalactosaminide alpha-2,6-sialyltransferase activity. NCBI's taxonomy places the organism in Eukaryota, Metazoa, Echinodermata, Echinoidea, Camarodonta, Strongylocentrotidae. Gene Ontology annotation, biological process: ganglioside biosynthetic process. The transcript has 7 exons.